CCUGAGCCAGUCAUAUGCAUGGAGCCCUUUCUGGUGCGAAGACUUUCAUGCCGGGCGGUCCAGCUGCCACCGUUAGCCUUUCGACAAGCAGAGCAGUACUACUGCGACCGUAAGCCUGAGCCUUGCUCCUCGUGUUUUCUGCUCCAGUCCCUCCCACAUUCACCAGACACAGUCACGGUUCCCCCGAGGCCCACAACACUGCCUUUACGUGCACCGCCACUCAUCGCCAUCACCUCAGCUGACACCAGCAGGACGCACAGCUGCUCGGAUGAUGACUUCACGCGCAGAAGUUUGCAGGCUGCAGGGAGCCUGAGCGCAGCCUGCUGUCCUGUCCUGUCCUGUCCUGAACAUCUGCAGCAGAUGCAGCAACCUGCAAAGAUGGGCGCGCAUGGAGGAAGCUGGGAGCACGAGGAGCCCGGACUCUCCAUCUCAGGGGCACGUUGCCCUGUUCAGCCCGCUUUCACUACUGAGAUCCACUUCCCAAUGGAUUGA
This is a messenger RNA of Nematolebias whitei (Rio pearlfish), 492 nucleotides long. RefSeq lists its product as uncharacterized. The transcript is spliced from 3 exons. The record is from RefSeq and is a predicted model, not a curated record. Lineage: Eukaryota; Metazoa; Chordata; Actinopteri; Cyprinodontiformes; Rivulidae. Bases 19 to 492 code for a protein of 157 amino acids.